AUGUCCACCAUAUACAUAUGCCAUGCCUAUGCCAUGCCUAUUUGCAAUGGACUAGCCAGGAAGCUGUUCAAAUUCAGCUGGCAGCAUGAUAGACGCCUUCUCGGUCCAAGAUUGUCUAUCCAGGCGUGUAUUGCGAGGAUUGCAGAAGCUCGAAUGAAGUCGUAUCAGAAAUAUCGAUUACAGCAAUUGCCUAACUUCGAAAAGAUAUCAAUUAAAUUCAAGAAUAAACUGGGCAAUACCGGAUUCUCCAAGAAUUUUCUAGCAAGUUCGGACAGCGAGUUGCAGCGAAUAACAACGAAGAUUAAUGGCCCAGAAGCAGUUGGCUGGCACCGAGAACAUCGUCCUAACGAAGGUCAAAGUACCACCGGCCAAGGUCAAGUCCACCUCACCUCACCUCCUGAGUCCGGCCUGAACACGCCCCCAGCACUGCGGAAGCCAUUCACACCACACCUCCUGGGGGGCUUUAAGCUCGCUGCCCAAUUGUCGGCCGCCGGGUCCACUAUCACGCCCUCAACCAUUCUCGUGGGCACGUUUCCAUGCAUCGGUAGCCCAGCAUCUGAGGGUUUAGGCGCUGUUUUGUCCUUUUCUCACCACCGCUGGCUCUCGCAGAAUCGCGCUCGCCAAGCGCAUUGUUUCUCACCAAGCCCAUCCCUUCCGUGGUCCCCGGUCCGUUGGUCCAAGCCUGUAUUAGCUUUUGUUACGAGCUUAGAACGAGGCCAGGCAUGUUUGAUCCAAGCACGCGUUGGGGACAGGAGUCGGUGCCUUCAAAAGCUGCUGGCUGGGAGAAAGCCUAUCAGUUUUAAGCUGGGAAGUCACCCUGUACGGCAUCAGCUUUUGGCCUUCAUCGUGGCUGCGCUCGGAAUCCGCACUUUUCCCCAAACGCACCUCGACUACACAAGGGCUACAGCUGUACAAGCCCGUGACUAUACCUUUAACGGAUUCUACCAAAACCAGAGUCAGUUGCCCUCCCUCUCUUAUCUUCGACCGUCUGAGAGCCGGAGCAUUCAAGAGGGAGGGAAGGAUCGUCCAUGUUCCGCUCCACGCAAUCUAUCCCUCGGUGGAGUGCAGGAGCUUAUGUCGAAACGGCCACAUGCAUCAGAUUUUCUGUCCGGCAGCCCGUCUCGCCGCGUACGCAAAACUGUCGCGACAACCGAAUUAUCCCCCCGGAGCCGGAAUGAUGGGACUGUUGAACCCCUAGAGCCACAACAAACUAGGGACAGCGGCCCUGCUCCAUUGACGGGGAGGACGGGCUCCCCAGAUCCGACAUGGCGAACGGCGACAACCCGCUCCAUAGGGAUGCAUGCUAUUCUUAAUCCUUCUCACACCUUAGCUACGGGACCCUCCGCCCACCAGAUGAAUCGCGAUAUUCCAGAACCCACCCCAUCGACAUCCCCCUCCCCAUCGACCAACCCACACGCCACACCAACCUCAGCGGGAUUAACCCCCCAAUCAGACCGUUCAGUAUCACAACAUGACCGUACGAUGUAUUCCCCUCUACCACAACGUCAUAUCCUUACGGCAAGGUCGCCUGGAGUACAUGCUCCAAGCAUUGGGCCCAGCUAUGGCCCCGCCCGUGGAACUAUGACUGUGGAGCACAAUCCGUUUCUCCCUCCGCAACAACCAUAUGGAGAUACCGCCAUGCGACCAACAAUGGAAGCCCCGCCCUCAAUGCGAUAUUCUCUAUCUCAUCCAUCCGUUCCUUCGGCCACACUCCCUAUCGAUCCGCGCCCGAUAACUGGACGACAAGGAUCUGGGCCUCAAAUUACAGCUCCAGGUACAACCCACUCAGCGUACAGUCCGUUAAUCCAAGGUUCGCAUGUCCCAGCGUCAACCAAUUUGCUUCAACAGCCAGUUCCCUCUCUAUCUCAGCCUACAGGGGCCUCAUUUAUUGGAGACGAUAAUCGGAGUAGAACGCCACAGGACGGCGGAUCUAGUUAUACGUUUGUGGGCGGACAAAGCAAGUUUGCUUCACCCAGGGAUAUUCAGUCACGACUGAGCGUCCCGGUUGAUUUUGAUUCUGGGUCACGAAAGGCAGCUGAGAAACGACUGAAGAAUAGUGAUGCAUCCAAGCGGUUCAGGGAGAGGAAAAAAGUAAACGAGAAGGAAAUGAAACAGGAAGUGGAAAGACAAAAGGACGACAUUAAAUUGUUGACAGAAGAGAGAAACUUCUACCGCGCCGAGCGGGACUUUUUCAGAACACUUUACGACAGAGAGGUUGGUUUGCAUCGUAUACCACCGCGACCUACAUCUCCUCGGCUUCGCCAGUCAUCUGCCCCUGUUUCUGAAUCGGAAACUGAACAGCAGUUCCAUGACCGCCGUGAAGGACUAGGUAGUGAGGGACAUGUGCGCCAGCGGACGAGUUCUGCUCCAACCAGACUGCCUUUGCCCCCCAUGUCACCGGCUCAACCGAACCCAUACCCUACCUCUUGGAGCACUUCGACUUCAGCGACGCCCGUCUCUCAACCGGCGCGGUCCGGUCCACCCUAUAACUAUCCUACGUCAUGUGUUCCUCCCGAGACUUCCUUGCCUCCUAUACAAUCCCCCGGAGAACCGCAAGAUAGGAGCUGGAAUUCUGGCACUUAG
Molecule: messenger RNA, 2583 nt
Organism: Blastomyces gilchristii SLH14081
Lineage: Eukaryota; Fungi; Ascomycota; Eurotiomycetes; Onygenales; Ajellomycetaceae
Exons: 5
Coding region: 1-2583 (860 amino acids)
Biological process (GO): regulation of DNA-templated transcription
Molecular function (GO): DNA-binding transcription factor activity
Source: RefSeq, a predicted model, not a curated record